UUUCAAAUCGAUAGUCGAGUGAAUCAACGCCGUCUCCCACCGGACUUCACCUAUCACAAUGGCAGAUAAACAAAGUGCUCAGAAAAGUGUCAAAAUAGCCGCUGGAGCGGUAGUUUGUGUUGAAAGUGAAAUUAGAGGAGAUGUGACCAUAGGCCCUAGGACAGUUGUCCACCCAAAAGCUCGCAUCAUUGCAGAGGCAGGACCAAUCGUAAUUGGAGAGGGCAAUUUGAUCGAGGAACAAGCUCUGAUCAUUAAUGGUUACCCAGAAAACAUCACACCAGAUUCUGAGGUGGAACCAAAGACGAUGACCAUUGGCAUGAACAAUGUAUUUGAAGUUGGCUGUGUGUCUCAAGCCCUGAAAAUAGGGGACAACAACGUGAUUGAAUCUAAAGCUGACGUUGGCAGGAAUGUAAUCCUCACCAGUGGCUGUAUCAUUGGAGCCUUCUGUCAGGUCAACACCUGUGAAGUCAUACCUGAGAACACGGUCAUCUAUGGCUCUGGAUGUAUGAGGCGGGUUCAGACUGAGAGACCACAGCCCCAGACUCUUCAGCUCGACUUUCUGAUGAAGAUUUUGCCAAACUACCACCAUUUGAAGAAAACCAUUAAAGCAGGCCACAGUGCCAGCUAAAAUAUAACUGAAUGCUUUCUAAGUUGAAUUGUAAAUGGUUAGCAAACCUGUAUUUAAAUGGAUCUUGCUGCAAAGAAGCAUGAAUGUAUAUAAUUAUGAAAUAUGUACUUAGCUUCAUCAGUGCUUUUUUGCACUUUCUUAAAUCUUUUCUACUCAACCGCACCAGCUGAUUAAGCAUUUCUUCUUUAUCUUGCUGUGCUGAUGUACCCUUUUCUAUGAUUAAUUAAAUAAUCUCAAAAAAUGCUGCUGGCGGUCACUAUGUACUGAUUUAUGAUCGCAGUGGUUACUGGAAUUUCAUCAAAAGGUUGAAAAUAGUGCAGAAAGAAUGCAUAGGAGUUAGUGAUCAGAGUG
Chelmon rostratus (copperband butterflyfish) is the source of this 979-nucleotide messenger RNA. RefSeq names its product dynactin subunit 6-like. The coding region runs from base 59 to 628 and encodes 189 amino acids. The record is from RefSeq and is a predicted model, not a curated record. Gene Ontology annotation, cellular component: dynactin complex. The transcript has 7 exons. Gene Ontology annotation, molecular function: dynein complex binding. Gene Ontology annotation, biological process: mitotic spindle organization. Lineage: Eukaryota; Metazoa; Chordata; Actinopteri; Chaetodontiformes; Chaetodontidae.